Molecule: messenger RNA, 2187 nt
Organism: Drosophila grimshawi
Lineage: Eukaryota; Metazoa; Arthropoda; Insecta; Diptera; Drosophilidae
Exons: 5
Coding region: 125-1471 (448 amino acids)
Biological process (GO): SCF-dependent proteasomal ubiquitin-dependent protein catabolic process; positive regulation of protein ubiquitination
Cellular component (GO): SCF ubiquitin ligase complex
Source: RefSeq, a predicted model, not a curated record
AACAGUGCUGUAUCUUAAUUGGUCGAUGUUGCGUCGCACUGUUCGGUCGCACAAAAAAAAGUCAAAUUCACAAGUUCAAUAAAGUAAAGAAACGGAUUUAUUUGGGAUUUAAAUAGUUAUAGUUAUGAAUAUACCCCAAUGGCAUACAAUACCAGCGGUGGCACUAAAUCAAAUAUACGACUAUCUCGAAUCGCGAGAUCGCAGCGCAGCAGCCAAUUGUUGUUGGGCAUGGAGGCAACCUUUUUUUCAAAGACGCUACUUUAGGAACUUUCGCUUUCACAUUGACGUGGCACAGGAUGCGAAACUGUCGUUCUUCCAUCGUACCAUGGCCAAUCUGGCCAAGGAGCUGGUCAUCGUCUUCGAUUUUCACAAUGCCUUUCACAUUCAAAAGAUGCGACGGCUACUGUACAAAGUGGCACGCUGUGAUAACAUUCGAUCCUUGCGUUUCCAAACCAACAACGUGGGUCUUGUCGCCGCUGGAAAUAUGCACAGCGAACAUCUAAUCGCCAUAGAACAAUGCUUUGUGGAACCGCUGAAGAUGAUUUUAAAUCGCAAGAGCCAAGCGUGUCAGGUAUUGGAUCUGGGUGCCAUCGAAGCGCUUACCUACUAUGGCCAGGACUUUCUCAAGGCAAUGGGCAAACCGCAGGAGCUGUUGCAGCUAACGCUGGCCAGCAUUAAAUACGAUCCUAGUCACUAUCCUAUCCUCGGGCUGGACACAACGCUGCUCCAGAAAUGCGCAGCAUUGCAGGUGCUCUCCCUGGACUAUGAUACGCUCAACGAUGAGCUGUUGCACACCAUACAGGUGCUGCCGUUGCGCAAACUGCUCAUUGUAGUCCACGGUCUGGACCGGGAAGAGCAUGCCGGUGUCUCUGAGGCAGCCUGGGCCAACUUUGCAACGCAUUUCACGGGCAUCAAACUGGUGUUGACGCUCGUCUAUGCCUAUGAGGCCGUUGAAUUGCUCCAGUUGCGCAUCCUGCGUCGCCAUAUGCCCAUCACGCACAUACGCAUGCUGUUCUGUGAGUUCAUGAACCAUGAGGCCAUCGACUGGAUGUCCGUGCACAAUAGCGACACGUUGCGCAGCAUCUACUACAUUGAUUCGGUGAGCAAGCAUUCCAAUCGCAUGGACUAUAUGCGGCAUACGCGUCGCCAGGAUCCCUUUGUCAUGUUGUCCUGGCGCUGUAAGCAGCUCGAAGAGUUCGUUGUCCAUGGCUACAACAUGGAUCCGCAUUUACUUCUGGGCAUUGCACGGCUACGCGGUCGACAGCUGCGUCGUUUCGAAGUCUCCCAAAUCGAUUGGCAUCUCAACAGCGUUCCGAAAUCCCUCUUCAAUGAGGAAAUGUGCACGCUGUUGGGUCAGCACUGGUCGCUGAUUGAGCCCGAGCAGCUGCCGAGCGAAGGUUAUGGUCCUGUGGACUACGAUGUGCGUGAUAAGUUCGUUUAUGAGUUGCUGCGCCAGGAUUUGAGCCAUUAAAAAAAAGCACACAAAAAGCAGCCAAAACAAAAGAAAAGCAACAACAGAACAGAACACACAAAAACAUUAACAAACAUAACAACAAAACAACAUGACACGUGAUCAAAUCGAGCGCAUAGAAAUUUGUAGCGUUUAGUAAACAUUUACGUAGGCAACUAAAAAACCACAAAAAACAAAACAAAAAUCAAAAAGCAAAGAAAAUCCCUAAAGCGAAAAGCGAUCAAUUGACUUUUCUGUUAAGCUAUAAAAACAUUUUGAUAUAUAUGGUUACAAACGAAAAACAAAAACAAAACAAGAAACUCUUAUAUAAUUGGCAAGCCUUUAUACAACUUACAAUUUCUUUCGUAUGUUUAAACUAAGUAAACUAAAAUUUUUUACAUUUUGUUCGGCCACACAGCAAAGAAUGUAAGAGCAACCACAAGAAGAAAAACAAAAAGACUUGAGCACUUCAAAUGCAAAAAGAUAAAUAUGAAAACGAGCAGUUUAUUGUCAAAGAACAAGUAGAACAACAAUCAGCGACAACAAAAUAUGUAAGUGAGGAAGCGGAAGUUAAAACAUCAUUAUAUAGGAAACAACAACUGUGAUUUAAAACAAAAUGCAAGCAAGCGAAAGUGAAGCCAGUUACAGCAGCAGCAGCAGCAGCGACAACAACAACAACCAAUUGUUAAGCAAAUUGUCUAGUUAGCUAAGUAAAAAUAUUAAAAAAAAAAACAAAA